AUGGACCCAAUCGUGAGGAACGCGGGUAUUCUUCACCCGUAUGGCGCUGAGGAAGCGGAUCGGCAGCCCGACCCUGUCUUCAGUACCACCGAGGACGACGCCGGCAUUCCCCUCCACCCCGGCGCAAAGCGCCUCUUCGAUAACAUACCGGCGCUACGCCGCAUUCCCAUCUUCGGCGUUGCUUGCGGGGCAUACGGCCCCGCAUGCGUCAUCAGCCUCGCCCUCUUCCACCUGCUCAGCAAGGGUUUGGCGGAUGGAUUUAUUGGGGGCUCCAUCUUCCCUAUCUUUGUCAACAUUUACAAAGUGGAAGCAGCCCACUACCAGCGGCUCUCAGGAGUUAUAGGGCUUUCUUUUGCUAUCAAGGCCUUCACCGCUGUGAUAUGCGAUACUUUCGCCCUCUUCGGUUACACCAAGCGCUGGUACAUGUUUGGCUCGUGCGUGUUGUGCGGUGUCUUCGCACUGCUCUACGGCCUUCUGCCAGCCAAUCCGUCAUCUGGUAACAUUGCUGCCGGUUUUGUAUUCCUGAGUGACUAUGGUAUGGCCACUGUGGACAUUCUUUCCGAAGGCUUUUACAGCCGUCUGAUACGUAAGAUCCCCAAGGCUGGGCCGUCACUGGUGAGCUGGGUUUGGUGGUUUAUAUCAUGUGGAGGUACUUUGGGCGUAAUGAUCAUGGGCCCGUUAGCCGACCAUAAUAUGCCGCAAGUCGGUGUGUUCGUUGCUGUUGGGCUUCAGUUCCUUGCAUCUUUGAUCUACCUUUUCAAUCUGUACGGCGAGAAGAGGAACCGCGAGGAGCGCAUUGAGGAUGCACGUAUUAUGCGCAAGGAGCUACUCCGGGAGCUCGAGAAGGGGAAAGCCCUAAGCCGUAAGGAAGGGAAGAAAGGCACUCUCGAUGUGGAUCAGGGAAAGGCUCUAGAGUUGGAGCCGAUCGGCGACGGUGAGACAGUGGCGUUGGCUGACGAUCUUCCCCUGAACCUUACCCACACAAACCAGGAGGAGGUGCAAAAGCUGAAGGAACAUGCAGGCACAUACCAGGACGAGGCGAGCCCAGAGCUUCUGCUGCCGCAGCCGAUCAUCUGUUGCUGUGGACUUAUCGAGAUCAACAAAGAGGUCGCCAUGCGGAACAAGAGGGUUCUUGCAUACUGUCUUGUCAUAACAGCCGCUGUCAUAACCUUGGGAUUCGGCAACAUUUUAGCAAGUACGCUAGGGUUGCUUAUUAUCUGCGUAGUGGUGUCGUUGGUGUGCUCUGUGAUGUCCUUCUGGGCAUUGCCGCUCGUUAUUGCAAAGGUUAAUGUAUUUAAUUAUUUAAGUUCAGCAGUCUGCAUAGGUCUACCUGGUAUCAGCAAGUUCUUCAUCGCUGGACCCGAUUGUGUGCCUGGUGGGCCGCAGUUCUCCUUGACUUUCAUAUUCACUGUAUGCACUGUCAUCUCUACCGUCUCGAGUUUAACCGGUAUUUUGGUGUUCAACUACUUUUUCUCAAAGACCAACUACCGCAAAAUCAUGAUCAUUACCACGGUCAUACUCAUACCUUUUGUGUUGCCUGAGAUCUUCAUACUCAAGCGUUGGAAUAUACAGAUGGGCAUUCCCGAUCAGCUCUUUUAUAUCGGUACCAGCACUAUCAUUUCACCACUGAUAGGCAUGGUUUCAUGGAUGCCAACGGUAAUACUGCUGUCACGUCUGUGCCCGCGCGGCUCCGAGAGCAUGGUAUAUGCGGUUCUGGCCAGCUUCUCCAACCUUGGUAGCACCACAAGCACAUCGAUAGGUGCCAUCCUGAUGGAGUAUGUGUGGCCCAUCAAAAGUAAUCCGCCGUGCGACUUCAGUAACGCUGUGAAGCUCGUUGUUGUCUGUAAUAUCAUUUCACCGCUUCAGAUCAUCCCGCUGACCCUAUUGCUGCCAAAUGUCCGUGUGUCUGACGAUAUCGACAUCGAUGGCAAAAUGAUACCAAAAAAGACAGACGAAGAGCCUCACGUGAAACCUGGCAAGGACAGCAACGAGGUCCAUUGA
Messenger RNA from Phytomonas sp. Hart1, 2001 nucleotides. The record is from the annotation of a GenBank genome assembly. NCBI's taxonomy places the organism in Eukaryota, Euglenozoa, Kinetoplastea, Trypanosomatida, Trypanosomatidae.